AUGCGGCGGAAAAUCCAGUCGCUCAUCGUCGGAUAUGGCGUGCCGGCCAUCUGGUUCACCAUCAACCCGAACGACAUUACGAACCCGGUGAAGCUGCGACUGGCGGCAUACCGCACACGCGAUCCCGACGCGGCCGAGGAGUUCUUAGAAGGCCUUGGGGAUGCGUAUAAGCGGGCACGGCUGGCGAUAUCGGAUCCCAUGAGCUCGGCCGUGUUCUUCCACCGCGAGAUGAAGCUGUUCUUCGAUCAUUACGUGAAGGUCGGUGAAGAGUCGGUAUUCGGGCGCAUCGGCAAGUACUAUGGCGCCGUGGAGACGAACGAACGAGGGCGCUUCAUGUUCACGGCUUGCUCUGGCUGCACGGGAACGCGCAUCUCAGCUCGAUGCUUGCCGACAUCCACGGGGAGGAUCAGGCGGCGUAUCGCGAGCGAAUCGUCCGAUACAUCGAUAGCGUCUUCUCAGAGGAUCUGGACCAGGAAAGUUUUGCGCCGUGCAAGCGGGCGAUCUGUGACGGGCGGUAUUGGUUCCCUGCUGGACAACGCCGCGCAGUUCUCGGCCGCGUUUAUUGAGGAGGCCAACUUCUGUGCCGGCGCGACGCAGGAGGGCGGAAGGGGACCUCUGCCGGUUCAAGGCGCCAUGGAGAUCCGGAGGACACACAGCAUGGUCAAUCGAUGGAACGAGGCUAUUGCUGUCGGGCUCCGGCACAACCAUGAUAUUUCCUUCAUUGCGACGCAGCGCAAGACAAUGGCCCUCAUCUAUUAUGUCACGAACUACGCGACCAAGGUGGAGGACCCGGUGUGGAAGCGUGUGGCGGCCGCGGCCGAGCUCCUGGCCGCCUCAACAGGUGAUGGCACGGCCAACGGAGGGCGGGACGGUGGCGGAGACGCUGCCACCGAUGACCCUGUCAGGGAACAGGACGCGACAGUUCCUGAUGAGAGUGGCGAACCGCGUGUUCACGGAGCGUCCGCUAUCACAGGUCGAGGUCGUCGCUCACCUUCUCGGAUAUCCGGCCGAGUUCACCGACAGCAGCGCGUGGGCGUACCUGAACUGUUCUCUGCUGUACUGGAAGUCUUUCGGCGAUGGCGGCAUCUCCGAGAAGCCAGUGGCGCUGCGGCUAUGGAUGACACCUUGGAUGAGUCGGUGCUCAGGCGGCCGGGCAAGCACGCUACCGUCUGCCUCGACGGCUACCUGAGCAAGGACUUCACCUACGAUGACGAGUCGUGCUACCGGAGGGCAGCCGUGCAGCAUCUUGCGCUGUUCGUGCCGUGGAGUCCUUCCUGGGCGAAGGAACAGCUGCUUCGACGAUCCGCCGAAGACGCAAAACGCGACGCCAAGCAAUGGGCAGCCUCGUCCGGCGAUGGCGACCCGACGGUCGCACACGUCGAGGAGGGUGGAGCAGGCGAGGCGGGCGCGGAGUCUGCAGCGACAUAUCAGCCCAACAGCAUCGGAGACGCAACGCGGCUCAUCGACGUCGUCCGAGGUGCAGUGGGAGCGAAUCAGGUGACGGCCAAGUCGCCGGAGCUCAUGGCAAUGAUACAGCAGCUCUGUCGGUUUCAGCAAUCGGCGCUGCGCUCGACGGCCGAGCUCGAGGCCACGGCGCUGAUCGAACGAGGAGAGGCGGUUAAGCAUGCCAGGGCGGGUAUUUUCCGGGCCGCACUACCGCCGCAGGAUCAGGUCAAGGCUAUCAAGUCGCAGCAGUCCAUCGCUUUUCUGAUAAUAUGCCGCCAGCUCGAUUUGAUGCAGCAGACCGACGGGGCGAUGCCUGCCAGCUGCGCCAGUUCGUCGGCGGAGCGGUUCAUCCACGGCCAGUCUCGAAUGGAUUGGCAGGAGAAGGAUGUGCUCGUCAUCGACGAGAUUUCGGGGGGAUCCCCAUCGUCCUCUUCUGCGGAGAUUUUCAGCAGUUCCGGCCGGUCCAAGAGGUCGAUCGUCCUGCCUAGCGCGGCCAUCUCGUGGGACGUAGACAACUCGUUCAAGGCCGAGCAGCGUCACCAGCACGACAAAGCGCACGCACUGUGGAAGAGGUUCACGACGGUCGUCAUGCUGGACGAGCAGAUGCGCGCCGCCGGCGACCCGGAGCUGCAGAGGCUGCUGAAGCGGAUCCGUCUAGGCGUGCAGGAUCGGACGGAUCUAAACCUCCUCAACUCAAGGAAUCGGUGGAACCUGAACAUGGAGGCGAGCCUGGCGUUCCGGGUCCAGCAGCGGUCGACGAUGCGCAUUUUCAUCUCCGAGCACAAGUGGAAGGAGGAGCUGCCGACGGAGGAAGAGGCGAUCAUGAUACUCAACCAGGGCGACGAUAGCGCGAUCCCGGUGCCGGCCGUCUUCAUGUUCGUGGCCGGGAUGCCCAUCGUCGUGAACCACAACACCCACCAGGGGCUGAAGCUAGUGAACGGCGCGAGCUACUCGGCGGUGGAGGUCAUUGUCGACAAGGCGUACCCGGGGCAUCGGAUCUCGGCCGAUAUGACGAUCCACUUCGGGCCGCCGGCGGGGAUCAUUCUCGAAUCGGAGACGACGAGAUAUCUCCACUUCUGCCAGCGAAAAAGGCCGUGGCAACGCAACGACGUCAGCCGAAAGGGUUUGCCGUGCGCAGCAGCGUUCGCGUGCACGGACUACAAGGUGCAGGGCAAAACGCUGGAGCGCGUGGCCCUCGAGCUGCGAGGACACGGACGACGAAGAUGGAUGGAACGGUGGUGCCCUCGCAACGGCAUCAUGCUCGUGUCCAAGGUGCGGGACAGAGACUUGGUGGGCAACCGGGUCCCCGAGGAGAUGACUGCCGCACAGGCCAGGCUCGAGGUACUGAGCGAGAGGACCGUUGAGGAGGCGUUGCGCUGGCUGGACGGUGAUGCUGAAGAGUCAAGGCGGCCGCGCUAG
Messenger RNA from Hirsutella rhossiliensis, 2865 nucleotides. RefSeq names its product ATP-dependent DNA helicase PIF1. The coding region runs from base 1 to 2865 and encodes 954 amino acids. Lineage: Eukaryota; Fungi; Ascomycota; Sordariomycetes; Hypocreales; Ophiocordycipitaceae. The record is from RefSeq and is a predicted model, not a curated record. The transcript has 13 exons.